UUGGACAACAUCAAACAAUAAAUUAAAAUACACCCUUUGUUUAGGGCUUCCUCUCUGCACAAGUGUGCAAAAAAUUUUCCCUCGUCUCUCUUCUUCUCCUAUUGCAGACCCUUCGGACCUCAUCGGAGCUCCAUUUCCGGCCGCUCUCUCUCUACUCCUUCAAGUACUCUCUCUAUCUCCUUAUAUAUGGAGCUUUAGAAUAUUUGCAUCGGCAAAAUUUUGGCAUAAAAAGAAUCUAACUCUGUUGAAUUAUGGUGAAAUCUGCUAAGUCUCACUUUGACGAAGAAGAUGAACCCGACGGUUACGACUCCUCUUCCUACAAAGGUGACGCAGCGAAGAUAGAUGGUAAGAGCAGUGAACAGAAGGUGAGUACGCACAGGUCCAAGCAUUCAGAGACAGAGCAGCGUAGAAGGAGCAAGAUUAAUGAGAGGUUCCAGAUUUUGAGAGAUCUUAUACCUCAAAAUGAUCAGAAAAGAGAUAAGGCUUCAUUCUUGUUAGAGGUCAUAGAGUACAUUCAGUUUUUACAGGAAAAGUUACAGAUGUAUGAGGGGCCAUACCAAGGUUGGAGUCAAGAGCCAACAAAAUUGACACCCUGGAAAAAUCACAAUCUGCCUGGUGUAAUGGAUCAUUCUCAAGUAUUGAAUAAUGGUUCUACUCAUAAAACUACUGCCAUGCUCACAAAUGUAAAUAACUCGAUUGAAUCUGUCCUGGGAACCACUGCAGUUCCAUUUAAUGUUCAAGUGCAGUCAAAUAUGUUUGCUGCUGUAGGGAGUGGGGGUGUAAUUGCUCAGCCUGUGCUGGAGUCUGUUUCUGAUGCUGAGAAUAUGGCAUAUCAACAAGAAUCUCAACUGUGGCAGGGUCAACCUUGUGCUACUGAGUGUGCCUCUCCAAACAAUACAUUGAAUGGACAAGAGGAGCCGAUGAUUGAAACUGGAUCAAUUAGCAUCUCAAAUACAUAUUCUCAAGGGAUACUGGAUACUUUGACCCAAGCACUACGAUCUUCAGGUGUGGAUUUGACUCAGACAAACAUCUCGGUGCAAAUUGAUGUUGGCAAACAAGGAAAUAGGGGAGCAGCUAUUGUGGUAUCGAGUCCAAAGGAUCAAGAAAAUCUGUAUUUUAACAAUCAGGUGAUGGAACAAACUGGAGUUGGGAGUCGAAUGGAAGACACUGAUCGAGCUCAUAAGAGACUGAGAACAGAAAAGAGCUAGUGUAUCAUUGUGGUUUAAAUUUCAUCUUUCUGAUUUCUUCAUUUGGUGCCUAUUUUGGGAAUGGUGAGGUUUUCGAUAUGCCGUGGUCCAGAGACAACUAAGUCAAGACCAAUUGUACAUGUUUAAUUGUCUAAUUUUCUUGGUUUCCCUGGUUGCGUGGAUGGAAUCUCCUAUGAUGGGGCAGGGGGAAAAAUUAAAUGUGUUAUGUAUAUUCUUUUAUUGGCAGCACUUAUUUCAUACAGAGGCUUCCAUGCACAUAAUGAGAAGCUGUUUUACAUCUUUCAA
Hevea brasiliensis (rubber tree) is the source of this 1493-nucleotide messenger RNA. Its product is annotated as transcription factor BIM2. The record is from RefSeq and is a predicted model, not a curated record. NCBI's taxonomy places the organism in Eukaryota, Viridiplantae, Streptophyta, Magnoliopsida, Malpighiales, Euphorbiaceae. Gene Ontology annotation, biological process: DNA-templated transcription. Gene Ontology annotation, molecular function: protein dimerization activity; DNA-binding transcription factor activity. The transcript has 8 exons. The coding region runs from base 252 to 1208 and encodes 318 amino acids.